Molecule: messenger RNA, 1498 nt
Organism: Pistacia vera
Lineage: Eukaryota; Viridiplantae; Streptophyta; Magnoliopsida; Sapindales; Anacardiaceae
Exons: 2
Coding region: 140-1396 (418 amino acids)
Source: RefSeq, a predicted model, not a curated record
UUAAGGCUGACUCUAUGGACAAUUUCUUUUUUCAAUUCCAGUAUAAAUUUUUCUUUUCAGUCUACACAUUGCAUCUCCUCUAUAUAUUUUCCUCGGAACUGAAUUGAAUUGAAUAUCAAGAAGAGAAGUAGUAAAGAAAAUGUUUCAGUUUAAAAGCUUUGAGAUGGCAGCCCGAAAGUCAUAUAUUUUGGCGGCUAUCUUUAUUGUAUUACUCUGCACAGAAGCCACACUUGUUCGAGGUGCUAACAGUGGCAACAACAGUGGAAACGGCAACAGUGGCAGUAACAAUGGAAGUGGAAACACUGGCAACAACAAUGGAAAUGGGAACACUGGAACCAACAAUGGUAACGGGAACAACGGCAAUAGCAAUGGAAAUGGCAACAAUGGCAACAACAAUGGAAACGGCAACAACGGAAAUAACAAUGGAAAUGGGAAUGGUAAUAACGGCAACAAUGGAAACGGAAACAACGGCAAUGGCAAUGGCAACGGAAAAGAUUUUGAUGACUUGACACCAUUAGCUUCCGGACAGGAACGACAGUUGUGCAAAGCAAAAGGAAAUUGCUACUACAAGACCCUUACUUGUCCGUCCGAAUGCGCUCAGAAAAAGCCUAAGAAGAAUAAGAAGAAUAAAGCUUGUUAUGUUGACUGCAGCAGCAAGUGUGAAGCCGUUUGCAAAUGGAGAAAAGCAAACUGUGAUGGAUAUGGUUCUCUAUGCUAUGACCCUCGCUUCGUUGGCGGUGACGGUGUGAUGUUCUAUUUCCAUGGAGCUAAGGGAGGAAGCUUUGCCAUCGUCUCCGACGAUAACCUUCACAUCAACGCUCACUUCAUUGGAACUAGACCACAAGGAAGGACUCGUGACUACACAUGGGUGCAAAGCCUUGCUGUGAUGUUCGAUACACACACUCUUGUCAUUUCUGCAAAGAGAGUUUCACAUUGGGAUGACAAAAUUGAUGCUCUCUCUAUCAGAUGGGAUGAUGAUCCAGUUGAUCUUCCUCUUGAUGGAGAUGCUGAAUGGGAAACUAACGUUGAGGAAAGAAAAGUUGCGAUUGAAAGAACUGAUGAUACUAAUAAUGUUAGAGUCAGUGUUGCAGGGCUGCUUCAAAUGGACAUAAAGGUGAGACCAAUUGGCAAGCAAGAAAACAAAGUUCAUAACUAUCAGUUACCGGAGAAGGAUGCUUUUGCUCACUUGGAGACUCAGUUCAAGUUUAAGAAUCUGAGUGAUCUUGUUGAAGGAGUUCUAGGAAAAACUUACAGGCCGGAUUAUGUGAGCCCUGUGAAAAGAGGAGUGCCAAUGCCUAUGAUGGGUGGAGAGGAUAAGUAUCAAACUCCAUCUCUCUUUUCACCUCUUUGCAGGGUUUGCAGAUUCCAAAGACCAUCUGGGGUUGCAUCAAUCUAAGAAGAAUAUUCAUCAAAAGAUUGAUAAUAAGUACAAAAGAAAUAAAUCAUAUAAAUUAUACUAUACUGUUCUUUUUUCAUUUGUAAACUAAACGGGCAUCUA